This is a messenger RNA of Cantharellus anzutake, 5253 nucleotides long. Its product is annotated as Dopey, N-terminal-domain-containing protein. Lineage: Eukaryota; Fungi; Basidiomycota; Agaricomycetes; Cantharellales; Hydnaceae. Gene Ontology annotation, cellular component: endosome; trans-Golgi network. Bases 1 to 5253 code for a protein of 1750 amino acids. The record is from RefSeq and is a predicted model, not a curated record. Gene Ontology annotation, biological process: Golgi to endosome transport. The transcript is spliced from 29 exons.
AUGGCCACGGCGUGGAAUGCUCUGCAUUCGCCAAGUCCGUCGCUAGAAGCAUGUAGGAGCUACAUUCACUUUUGUUUCCGGGAUUCUAACUCGGUGUCAGUGCAAAAUGACCCAAAGUUUAAGAAGUACACGACAGCAAUUGAGAAGUGUUUGACGUCCUUCGACAACGUGCAUGAAUGGGCCGACUUCAUCUCCUUUCUGACACGACUCUUGAAAACGAUGCAACUGUAUAUGCAGUUUAAGGAGAUCCCUCGGAAAGUCAUUGUUGCAAAGCGGCUUGCCCAAUGCCUCAAUCCUGCGCUGCCCACAGGUGUCCAUCAAAGAGCGCUUGACGUAUACUCCCACGUUCUUGCUCUCCUCGGUCCUGCUGGUUUGAAGCGCGAUCUUGCUAUUUGGUCGUUGGGGUUAUUUCCGUUCUUUGAAUAUGCUGCAACUUCCGUCAAGCCGACACUCCUGAAUCUAUUCACGAUGCAUUACAUCCCGUUGCAAGGCGCGCUUCGUCCCGCCAUGAAAGGUCUAAUUGUUGCUUUAUUGCCUGGGCUUGAGGAAGAAACUGGCGAGUUCUUCGAUAAGGUCCUAAAUCUUCUUGGCCAACUAGCGGAAACUGUCUCGGAGAGCUUUUUCCUCGAAAACAUCUGGCUUAUUCUUUUGACCGUGCCAACAGUUCGGGGCCCGGCUCUAAAUUUCUUGUCCAGGCGAUUGUCAAUGUUGCAGCGUAUGCGUCUAUUGCGUCCUGUUAAGGGCACCGACGUCGGGCUUAUGAUUCGUGCUUUUGCAGCUGCUCUCGAGGAUGAGCAUCUUUUGGUCAAACGCGGUGUUUUGGAUCUUCUCGACCAAUCGUUUCGGAUUGAUGGUGCUGCUUUCAAGGGUGCACCCUCGGAGGACCAGACGAUCCUCAUGAAGGCCACCAUAGGCGUCGUGCUACGGAGAGAUCUUACUCUUAAUCGUCGUGUUUAUCAUUGGCUUGUUGGGUCCAAAGAUGAGACAAGCGAGAAUCAAGUGGCAUACCUAAAGACUCAUUCUUUGGAUCUCCUCGCAUCGACCUUAAGGAAAGACAUAUAUGGUUCUCCAAUGAACUCAAAUACCGUAAGAUCUUAUAAGAUCUUCAUUUCAUUCUUGGACAAAUGGGAGAUCGGAAAUCUGCUGACUGAAAAACUUAUCCUUGACGCAUUUCGAGCACCCUUUGCUGCAGGGAAAGUAGAUGGAAGGCCAGAUCCUGAGCUAGCCGCCGCAGCAAAUGAUGUGUACGAACGCGCGGAGCUCUUGAUUGUGUGGAAAGAGUUGCUUGCUUCCAUGUUAUCGUCCAUUCACUCAGGCUCUGUUGUGCAGCAGGACUUGGACGUCUUGCGGCUCGUGGUUAUGGACUUCCGAAGUCAUGAUGAGGAAGCCAGGAGGGUACACCUACCCCUCUAUCUUUCCGCGGUCAUUCAAAUAGCGUUUGUGGAUAUGUCGGCAAGGUCUCUGGUUGAAUGGGAAAAUGGGGAUUCUGGACUGUCUCCUAUUCCACUAACGAGGGCUAAGCAAUUAUACGGUCUCAGGAUUGAAGGCGAAGACGAAGACGAUGGUGGCAACCUCCUCAUGCCGAUUACGCCAAUCUCUUCAUCUUUCCAAUUAUUGUUGAAAUUGAGUCGUGAAUGUGCUUCAGAUCUCUCGGGAGCGACAAGUGACAAAAAGGAGCUUUUCUCGUCUCUGGGGAGCAUGCUCUCGCUUCUGGACGCACUUGUUCUACGCAGUGCCAAAAUUACUCAAACCCCACCAAUUAUUCCAUGGGAUCCCUCUUCUUGGCUGGAAGCUAUUCUUCCUUGUAUCACCCAAGAUUUGCCCUUCGAACUCCUCGAUAUUCUGCUUCAGUUACUUAUAACAUUAUCGGACACACCCUUCUUGGAACCGCCUGUUUCAAUUGACCAACGAUCCGUUAUGGGAACCCUCCUCUCACAGUUAUUCCUUUAUCUUAAACCUUAUCAAGCCCCAUACCACGUUCGCAGUGUCCACUGGAUUUGGACUCUGGAGGACCGCACUCGUCAUGCACACGUGGAAUCCCUUAUCGCCUCGAGACUCUCUGAUGCGAACAUGAAAUGCGAUCCCAGCGCUUUCGACGAGUUUGGAGUGCUCUGGCGACACACGGAUGAUACUUUCCUUCCUGGAAUUCGGCUCAAAAUUCCUAUGCUUAUCGUACUCGAUUGUUUACGAAGCGGGGACCCAUCUCUCCGGCGGACAGGCGAGACGUGGAUGCGGACAUCCUUGAAAUCUUACCUACGUAUUCUGGAUCCCAUUUUGCACGAUCUACUAUCUCCCAACAUUCUCCGUGUUCCUCACACUGCUUCCUUCAACGGCCGUCAAAUCCGAUGCUUUCUGUAUCCGCGUGCAUUUGACCAAAACUAUGUCCAAUACUUGUUAGAAACAUUACUCGCGGUGACAAAGUUUGGUGGCCAAGGAUUCAUCCGGACGGCGCAUACUACCCCGUUAAGGCGAACGCACCACCCAACUCUUGUCUCCACCGCCGAGAAAGGGAACGUUUUACAUGCGGAGUCGACGUACAUAGACAGUUUAGUGGAGCUACUUCUUCACAGGUUUAUGCAAACGGAUCCCGCCCCACCAUUGGUCGUUGGGAUGCAACCACACAAUAUCCGCAUAAAAUCUACUUGUGUGGACCUGAUUCAAUCUAUAGUUUCGCGGGGAGAAAUAGAUUCAACGAGUUUGGACAACAUCGAGGCAAGCCUCAUUAGCCAGCUUUACAUUAGUGUCCACUCUAGACAGCUGGACUUACAAAACAAGCUGUUGCAUGCGCUUCACUCCGUCAUCGUUUCCUCGUCCCAUCCUCAAGGUGGUGCCCAGCGAUCAUUCGUACCUGAUGCCUUUCCUCCUGAUCGGGGUGAAGCACGUCGUAGCAUUCACCCAUUAUUACUUCCCACAAUUCUGGACGCUAUGAGCGUGUCAUCAAAUAGAGCAAUUCUUCAACACUGGAUCGAUUUUGUUCUCAUGACCCUGGCUGAACUGCAUGCACCGUCUCAAUUCAACCUUUCCGUGUCCGAAUGUAUCUGUCGACAGUUGCGCCUGCGACUGGCAGAGGUACUGCAAUUUUCUUCCGGAAGUUCCCCGAAGGGAAAAGCCACGGCGUUCUCGUCAACAACUGACAGUGGAUUUAUCACCCUUCUCAACGCAUUGGAGCGAUUAGUGCUGGCAAGUCUUGUGAAGAACGACAAGCAACAACUGGGGGACGAGUCGGAAGGGGAAAAGGGCGGAACUGAAUCAGCUCCCGGACUUCUUGGGUUUGUGUUUGGCUCCGAGCCAACGCCGGAAGUUUUGAAUGAUCAGAUCACGGCCAAGUCCCCGGGGUACCGGUCGCUCCGCGAGGCCACUCGAACACUGCACACAAUCUGGUCUUCGACGGCGGAACUGAAUCAUGAAUCUUCACUCGCCAUCAACGAAUCCCUUUCUCUGAUAUCUGGAAGAGUACGUUUGCGGUGCUCCAAGGUCCUCGAACGAUUUUUCAAGCACCUGAGCAACGAAGUUUUCGAGUUUCUGGUCGAGUGUUGGGUCGAGCAAGCCAAUAACCAACUGGGAAUGCCUGUAGAUAUGCGAACUAUCGACGUUGUCGAUGCCCUAGUAUACGACGCACGCACUGUAGUGCAGAUGACUUGCGAGGGUUUCAUGAACCGUGUUGUUACGCAGCUUGAUCGGGGCAAGAAAACGUUGCCCAACCCGGACAUAACCGAUCUGCAUCUGCUAGGUUUCUUGGAAGAUUAUCUUUCGCAUCUAGAGGGGCCGAUCGCUGUUCAGGUCUGGCCACGACUUGCUCAAACGGUCAGGGAAGUCGUUGCUACCCCUCAAGUAUACAGAGCGCAGAUGUUCCCGGUUUUAAGGUGUAUGACUGUGGCGUGUGAGAAAAUUGCCCAGACCUCAGCAAUGGAGGAUCGCAAACUUCGAAAAGAUAUUCAAGAUCUCUAUGUCAAAACGGUGGAUAACUGUGUGCUACUUGCCGGGAAGUCUUUUGACCAAGGCAAUUGGAUACGUCGGUCAACCAAAGAACCCGGAGUAUCAAGUGGCAGAGUUUCCCCUUCCAUGCCAGUCUUCUUACGAAAUCUAGAACAUGGGGUGAAUGGACAUGAGAGAUUGCUCGGAGCCGCCUCAAAUGAGACAAAAGCCGGGAUGACCGUUGUGGCAGAGCCGGCGAGUACAUCUCAUGCUUCACCAUGUCUUCCGAAUCUCCGUAAGAUUUUGGCGGAUACCGACAAGCAGCUGGGGGUGUGCAGCAACAUUGUGUACUACAUCGUCAACAACGCUUCCAAAGCGAGGUCUAGCAAAACAUUGGAUUUGGACGACUAUAUCCUCGAUCUCUUGUCUGAGAUGGUUAAGAUCCCAGGCUCAUCAAAAGCCUGGAAACCUGUAAUUCUUGACAGUUUCAACGAUGCACGGUUCUUCAAUAGCCGCCCUGCGGUUGGUCAGAAGUGGAAACCGCUUAUUAUGGCACUGGUAGAUUCAGACAAACAAAGCCUGUCUGAUCUAAUUGCGCGAACUACGGCAGCACCAUCAACGAAUAUUUUCACAAGUCGUGAGACCGAGAUGUUGCUUCGGUCCCUCAAUCUGCGCCGCCUUUCGUUUGUGUUGUAUUCUGGCGAAAAAAACCAUUUCCUGGUGCAACUUCCGACGAUUCAGGAAAAGCUCGUUGAUGUGCUGCGCAUGAUAUCUGUUUCGCCCAUCGUUCAAAGCGAGGCACGAACUAUUGUGUUCCUUUGCAUGCGAAUUCUUAUUUGUCGUUUGUCACCGCAUAAUAUGAAUAGCUUCUGGCCCACCAUCCUGACAGAACUGUACCGUACCUUUGAACAACUCCUCACAUCUAUUGCCCCUCCAGAUGGCUCUGAAGAACUCACAUUUGUUCUCUCUGCAUGCAAAUUACUCGACUUACUGUUGGUGCUCCAAACGGAGGAGUUUCAAGUGCAUGAAUGGAUCUUUACAACAGAUACAAUUGAUGCAAUCCUUCAGCCUGAUGGCUGGUCUCCUACUGCCCUCAUGGACCGCACAUCUCAAGCUGCCCAUGCAGUUUUGCGAAAUCACCUGCCGUCAAGUACCGGGACAACGCAGUUACGGAGGCCUCUGCUGCAUGCCAUCCGCAGCAUUUCUAGCCUCUCCCAGCUUGGCCCCUUCUUUUCCACCCUCAGCAUGCUUUCGUACGAAAGUACCUACGCUAGGAGCUUGAUUGAUUGGGAUGCAGUAGAGCAGGAUUUCUUAGAAGAAAUGUUCGAGGGGUUAUGA